Molecule: messenger RNA, 1761 nt
Organism: Rhinopithecus roxellana (golden snub-nosed monkey)
Lineage: Eukaryota; Metazoa; Chordata; Mammalia; Primates; Cercopithecidae
Gene: IVL
Product: involucrin
Exons: 2
Coding region: 65-1435 (456 amino acids)
Biological process (GO): keratinization
Cellular component (GO): cytoplasm
Source: RefSeq, a predicted model, not a curated record
UCAGCACUCCACCAAAGCCUCUGCCUCAGCCUUACUGUGAGUCUGGUUGACAACAGCUUCUAAGAUGUCUCAGCAACACACACUGCCAGAGACCCUCUCCCCUGCCCUCAGUCAGGAGCUCCUCAAGACUGUUCCUCCUCCAGUCAAUACCCAGCAGGAGCAAAUGAAGCAGCCAACUCCCCUGCCUCCCCCAUGCCAGAAGGUGUCUGUCCAGCUCCCAGUGGAGGUCCCAUCAAAGCAAGAGGAAAAGCACGUGACUAUUGUAAAGGGAGUGCCUGAGCAAGAAUGUGAGCAGCUGCAGCAGGAGCCACAGAAGCAGGAGCUGCAGCAACAGCACUGGGAACAGCAUGAGGAACAUCAGAAAGCAGAAAACCCAGAGCAGCAGCUUAAGCAGGAGAAAGCACAAAGGGAUCAGCAGCUAAAGGAACAGCUGGAAGAUGAGAAGAAGCUCUUAGACCAGCAACUGGAUCAAGAGCUAGUCAAGAGAGAUGAGCAACUGGGAACGAAGAAAGAGCAACUGUUGGAGCUCCCAGAGCAGCAGCAGGGGCACCUGAAACACCUGGAGGAGCAGGAGGGGCAGCUGGAGCUCCCAGAGCAGCAGGAGGGACAGCUGAAGCACCUGAAGCAGCAGGAGGGGCAGCUGAAGCACCUGGAGCACCAGGAGGUGCAGCUGGAGCUCCCAGAGCAGCAGGAGGGACAGCUGAAGCAUCUGGAGCAGCAGGAGGGGCAGCUGAAGCAUCUGGAGCACCAGGAGGUGCAGCUGGAGCUCCCAGAGCAGCAGAUGGGGCAGCUGAAGCCCCUGGAGCAGCAGGAGGAGCAGCUGAAGCAUCUGGAGCAGCAGAAGGGACAGCUGGAGCAGCAGAAGGGGCAGCUGGAGCACCUGGAAGAGCAGGAGGAGCAGCCAAAGCACCUGGAGCAGCAGGAGGGGCUGCUGAAGCACCUGGAGCAGCAGGAGGGGCAGCUGGAGCACCUGGAGCAGCAGGAGGGGCAGCUGAAGCACCUAGAGGAGCAGAAGGGGCAGUUGAAGCAUCUGGAGCAGCAGGAGGGGCAACUAGAGCUCCCAGAGCAGCAGGUGGGGCAGCCAAAGCACCUGGAUCAGAAGGAGAAGCAGCUGGAGCUCCCAGAGCAGGAAGAGGGGCAGCUGAAGCACCUGGAGAAGCAGAAGGCACAGCUGGAGUUCCCAGAGCAGCAGGUGGGACAGCCAAAGCACCUGGAGCAACAGGAAAAGCAGCUAGAGCACCCAGAGCAGCAGGAGGGACAACUAAAACAUCUGGAGCAGCAGGAGGGGCAGCUGGAACAGCCCGUGUUUGCCCCAGCUCCAGGCCAGAUCCAAGACAUCCAACCAGCCCUGCCCACAAAGGGAGAAGUAUUUCUUCCUGUAGAGCAGCAGCAGAAGCAGAAGCAGGAGGUGCAAUGGCCACUCAAACAUAAAUAACCACCCGCAGUCCAGAGGCCCUUAGAUCAUAUCAUGCAAGGGAAGAGAGAGCCACUGGCCCACUUAUUUCGGGUCCCCUAGGUGGCCCAUCUCAUCUGUGAACUUGACUCUGUCCCUCUACAUGUCUCUUUAAUGGGGUGGGGGUGGGAGAGAGGUAAUUAUUGUCCAGUGCCACCCCCAAUGAGCCCAAUCCCAAUCUCAGGUGAGCAGAGCCUCUACUUGAGGGACUAUUGUUACUAUAGGAAUCCUUACUUCCCCAGUGUUGAAGCUGAAUCAGUGAGUGUGUACAAUGAUUCAUAAUAAAUCCUGGGAGUCUUGGGAUCCUA